AGCGCGCACACACAGCGACACGGCAACGCACUGGGAGUCCGCACGCGCACCAACCCUCCGAUGUCCCAUCCCCUCCCUAGCCUCCGCUCCGCCGCUCCCCCCAACUCCACCAGGCUCAGUGUCUCCGCUUCUCGCCGCUUUCCCCUCCUCCGCCUGGGCGCGCCGCCCGCCCGCCCCUCCCGAUCCCGUGGACGUCCUCGCAGGCGGCGUGUUGCACGAGAGGUGAGCUCCACCACGCGCCCCCUCUCUCACCUCCCUAUCGCUGUCAGUCGGUGCCCAGUUCCUCAGCCAACCAGCCGCGAUCUGUCGGCGCUGCUCGCCUUCCCUGGCCCUCGCUCCUGUCGACGCCGCUUUAUAGGGGGGCUGCGUACUGCCGCGAUUGCCUUGCGAUGGGAGUGGGGCUCCUCUCGACGCCUGUCAGCGCAAGAUGCAGAUCGGCCGAGGAUGCAGCUGUGCUAUGCUCGCAGAUGCCAGUUGCUCCGAGCAAGCGCUUCGCGCCACUCCUAGCACUUUUAGUUCACUCGACAGACGCUUAGGGAAUGUUUUACCAGUAUUGUUCAUGGUAAACUCAGAGUUUCUAUCAACUGCCCGGGAAAGUGAACUUGUUUCCACUCCAUCUUUAGUGUCAAAACCAAUUUCUUCUACAGGGGCAACGGAACUACUUCGAAGUGAAUUAUGGGUGGGUUCUGCUGCUGCCUCAGUGCUGAAGAAUUUGAUGAAUAUGUCUAUCCAAACAACCCUAUCUAUAGGCAAUGCGUAUCCUUGAGGCAUCUUUUCCACAGCAUUUUUGGCGGGUAUACUGCAACAUUCCAGAGGCUUGAGUCUAGGCCAAACAACCCAGCUCAAGGGGUUGCUCCACUGGGAUCCACUAAUCCAAGUGUCAACAUAAAUGACAAUUCACUCAAUCUUGUUUCUAGACCACCUCCAUAUGAUACCGAUCCUAGAUAUGCCCGUGUUCAAAGAGAGGGAUUAGUCUCCAGGCGUGAGAAAUCCAUAAAUCUUGCACAAGAAGAGUCACUGGCCCUUAGACGAAAUGCCAGCAGCUCUGGUAUUGAACAUUUAGCUGCUCAGAAGAAACGCAACAGCACUGAAAAUGAGGGUGAAUAUAAGGUCCAUCGUUCUGAAUCAACUAAGAGUUUGUCUGCAAAAGCUUAUAGUAGCAGCUAUGCUGUUGUCGCUUCAGAAGAUGAGGAUGUCUGCCCUACUUGCCUGGAAGAAUACACGCCAGACAAUCCAAAAAUAAUAACCAAGUGCUGUCACCAUUUUCAUCUUGGUUGUAUUUAUGAAUGGAUGGAGAGAAGUGAUACAUGCCCAAUUUGUGGAAAUGGAGUUUUGCGAGAGCCCAUGAUAGCCUUUCGGUUUACAUGAUCUCACAUGAAGUCUGAGCUGCAGGAAAUGGGGUUCUGUGAGAACCAAUGAUAGCCUUUCGAUUUACAUGAUCUCAGAUGGGAGCAAGGGAAACAUUCUACAGAGUACAACAGAAUGCUGGAGAAUUGUAAAUAAUAGUUCCUUAUGCAUGCGAUGUCCAAAUAGAUCUCUUUCUCGAGAUCAGUUUCUUACAUGUACUGAGAUGGUUAUCUGUCUUACUAAAUUCAUGCUAGAAUUUGCUUGGCCAGUUUUUGUUAUAUUUGCAAAUGGUAGCUCAUAGAUGGAAGCACAACUCAUGGAUGAAAGAAUAUAUUAACCUGAUCAUGUGA
Zea mays is the source of this 1697-nucleotide messenger RNA. RefSeq lists its product as uncharacterized. Gene Ontology annotation, molecular function: ubiquitin-protein transferase activity. Bases 676 to 1368 code for a protein of 230 amino acids. The record is from RefSeq and is a predicted model, not a curated record. Lineage: Eukaryota; Viridiplantae; Streptophyta; Magnoliopsida; Poales; Poaceae. The transcript has 6 exons.